Messenger RNA from Pyricularia grisea, 723 nucleotides. RefSeq lists its product as uncharacterized. Gene Ontology annotation, biological process: superoxide metabolic process. Lineage: Eukaryota; Fungi; Ascomycota; Sordariomycetes; Magnaporthales; Pyriculariaceae. The transcript has 3 exons. Gene Ontology annotation, molecular function: metal ion binding. The record is from RefSeq and is a predicted model, not a curated record. The coding region runs from base 1 to 723 and encodes 240 amino acids.
AUGGUGCUCCACGCUCGCUUGGCCCGCUCAGCGGCGCUGGUCAUCAUGGCCUGCGGCUUCGGCGCCGCCGAAAACGUCGACACCGCAACCAGCAGCGCAGCAGGCAGCGCGCGCGACGUUCCAAACGUAACGGGCAAGCUGGGCGACGCCGCCUCCAUCACCAACAACCCCCCGGGGAGGUACCGAGCCGCAUGGACGGCUACGGCGACGAACCCGUUCUCUGGCUCGGUUGAGGCCAUCAGCAGCCCGAACGGCAAGGGUGUUAUCUUCCUCGUGAACCUGGAGAACUUGCCUGCACAGGGCGGUCCUUUUAGCUAUCACAUACACGACCAGCCCGUGCCCGAAGACGGCAACUGCACCAAGACCCUGGCGCAUCUGGACCCUUACCAGAGAGGACAAAAGCCAGACUGUGAUGCGAGCGAGCCCCAGACCUGUGAGGUUGGGGAUUUGUCCGGCAAACAUGGAAAGAUUGAAGGGACCAAUGUCCAGGACCGCAUGUUCCACGAUAUGUACACAUCCCUGGCGGAGGGCAUUGGCGCCUAUGUGGGAAACCGCAGCCUGGUGAUUCACUUCGCCAACACGACACGGUUCGCGUGUUCAAAUUUCGUGGCCGUGUAUCCGGAUAGAAAGAAAUCAGCUGAGAAGAGUCGGCCCUUGGCUAAAGAUAUGACGCUCCAUGCCAGGCGCAUGUUGAGCUUCAUGAAGGGGUUGCGUGGUGUUUAA